Podospora pseudopauciseta is the source of this 308-nucleotide messenger RNA. RefSeq lists its product as uncharacterized. Bases 1 to 291 code for a protein of 96 amino acids. Lineage: Eukaryota; Fungi; Ascomycota; Sordariomycetes; Sordariales; Podosporaceae. The transcript is spliced from 2 exons. The record is from RefSeq and is a predicted model, not a curated record.
AUGUCUUAUUUCCGUCAACGAAUCCGUGCCGCACAAUUACACGCACACAAAACCUGCCACCCAACACCAGCCCCGAGCCGCCACCGCUAUUCACCCACAACGCCGCCACCGCCACACAAGCUUACGGGGUCGUCAUCUCAACCACCUCUCACAUUCUCUCACCUCCCUCUGUCACACCUCAUCAGCAGCAGGAUCACCGCCGUUAAACGGCAUAUUACGGCCAACCUCGAUCCAGCCCAGCCCAGACCAACCAACAUCAAACCCACAUUCCAGCUUUUUUUCUUUGUUUGACCCGCUCACAUCAUCCU